AUGGUACUUUGACAACCCUAACUCAACUCAACUCUCAUCAUCUGACCACAACUUGUGGCCUUGUCAGCCCUCACUCUCACAUAUGGGUCACCCCAUUUCUUCUUCAUCAAUCCCUCAUCCUCUUCCUCUUUCUCCUCUCUUUCUUCCUCUCUUUCUCACCUAAACAAACUCCUCCCCCUUCUCUCAAAUCUUUUCACCUUUUUUGUUUACGCCUUAAACUCCAUGGACAAGACCAGUGAAAGAGAAACUCUUGACUUCAUGAACGUAGAAUCUUUCUCUCAACUCCCCUUCAUCCGUCCGGCGCCUCCCUCGUUGAAUAAAGAAAAGGGCAUUCGUCUCUUCGGAAAAGAAUUCGGCACCGGCUAUAAUACAUCUGCAGGCGGCGCUGGAGAUGAUUACUCUGAAUCAGCUGAAACAAAUAACGAGGAGGCUUCAAGUCUCAAAGAGAUUAACGAGAAUAGUAUCAAUAACAAUAAUGUAGAUAACAGUCGAAGAUUCGAAUGUCAUUAUUGUUGCAGAAACUUCCCAACAUCACAAGCCUUAGGCGGCCAUCAAAACGCCCACAAACGAGAGCGCCAACACGCGAAAAGAGCGCAUCUUCAAUCGGCGAUGGUGCAGAAUUCGUUCUCCGAAGCGCAUGUUUACGGCUUAAUGAACUACCGCCUCGGCUCCACGCCACCUCCGACGAUAAAUUAUCCUUCAUGGAGCAGCAACACCAGCACUUCAAGUAACAGUAACAUCACCAGGUUUUACAGCAGCCAUAAUAGCAGCUCGUAUAGUUCGCAGCCGCCGAUCAACGGCAGCCCGUUGGGGCUGUGGCGAAUCCCUGCCGUACAGAGUAAUGGUAGUUUCAAUCGUGACCGUUCGAUGCAUCCUUUGCCAUUGUUUGCUUCUGAAGAAUUGAGAUCUCAUCAUCAUCAUCAUCAAGUGGUUGUUAAUGGCGGCUCCAACGGGCAAGGGCGGUUCGUUUAUGAGUCGAAACCAAGCGGGCAAGACCAAGUAAGUUUGGAUCUACAUCUGUGAUAUUAGAAUUACUAUUAAUAUUAAUAUGAAUGUUAAUUCCUUAAAUUAACUUCUGAUGAAAGAGAAUUUGAGACGAUUAAUUAA
Mangifera indica (mango) is the source of this 1107-nucleotide messenger RNA. RefSeq names its product zinc finger protein GIS. Bases 223 to 1023 code for a protein of 266 amino acids. Lineage: Eukaryota; Viridiplantae; Streptophyta; Magnoliopsida; Sapindales; Anacardiaceae. The record is from RefSeq and is a predicted model, not a curated record. Gene Ontology annotation, biological process: trichome differentiation; trichome morphogenesis; response to gibberellin. Gene Ontology annotation, molecular function: DNA-binding transcription factor activity. The transcript has a single exon.